This is a messenger RNA of Exaiptasia diaphana, 1308 nucleotides long. RefSeq names its product mesoderm-specific transcript homolog protein. The transcript has 11 exons. The record is from RefSeq and is a predicted model, not a curated record. Gene Ontology annotation, molecular function: catalytic activity. Lineage: Eukaryota; Metazoa; Cnidaria; Anthozoa; Actiniaria; Aiptasiidae. The coding region runs from base 1 to 1023 and encodes 340 amino acids.
AUGGCGGAGCGAUAUUCAACGUCGCAGGUUCUUUUCAUUAUUUUAGUCGUUAUGUUCGGGGUUUACAUGAAUAAUCCUCCACCAGAACUUUCUUCAAGGCUUUUAGAAUGGCGAUACAGUGGUAAAUACUUUGGUUAUCAAGGUCUUGCUGUGUUUUACAAAGGUAAAGUACGACUAUCAGGUAGCGGUGAUGCUAACUCCGUUUUAGUGUGUAUUCAUGGGUUUCCUACAAGUACCUACGACUUCUCAAAGAUAUGGGGCUCUUUAAAGUCAAAGUUUGGAAGAGUUAUAGCUGUGGACAUGCUUGAUUUAGGCUUCAGUGACAAGCCAGCAAAUAGAGAUUUCUCAGUAAAAGAGCAAGCAACAAUCAUUGAGCUACUUUUACAAAAUCUUGGAGUAAAAAGGAUUCAUAUUUUAGCCCAUGAUUUAGGUGAUACGGUAGCUUUGGAAUUGUUGGCAAGAUUUGAUGAACAGCAACCGAAUGAGCCUGGCCGCAUUACAAUUGAAAGUUUCUGUCUCUCAAAUGGAGGAAUCUUCCCAGAAACCAACUUUCCAAAGCCCAUUCAAAAGCUCAUGUUGAAACCAUGGAUAAGUGCUAUUGYGGCUAGAAUAUYYAAUUUUCAUAUAUUUCGUCACAGCAUUUCAGAUCUUUUUGGACCAAAUACUAAACCUUCCUGGGAAGAAUAUAAAGAUUUUUACAGUCUGCAUAGACACAAGGAUGGACAAAUGGCUACAUCUAAAAUACUUGAUUACAUAAGACAGAGAUCUGMAAAUAAAGAACGUUGGGUCGGAGCUAUGCAAAAGUCGUCAGUACCAGUUCAUCUCAUUUAUGGGCCGUCAGAUCCUAUCAACCCUCCUGUGAUGCUGGAAAGGUUUAGGCGUAUUGUGCCAAAAGGAACAUACACAGAGCUUGACAAAUCCAUUGGUCAUUACCCACACUGGGAGGAUCCAAAAGGUUUUAUUGAGGGCUACUUUUCAUACUUGAAAAAGUUUGAACAACCCAAGACGAGCAAGAACAAGUAAAGUCAUGGCAGUCUAUUGUUAUAGUGGCAGGUUAGUGUAGUUUAAAAGGAAAUCUGACCACACCAAAUGGAAGCUAAAAUGUAGCACUCAUAAAAAAGUAGGCUGAUUUGUUGUGUUUGUCAAAGUGUGCAAUUAUCCAUAAUCAAUAUUUUAUUUAAUAAUUCUGCAUCCGUAUAGUCGGAUUUAGCAUAAAAUGCUCAAAACCUUUGCAUGAUUUUUUAAUCAACCAAACAAAAUGUUUUUCAUAAAAUGAGUACACAAAUAUCUUUGUAAAAAUGUUUUAUU